AUGGUACUGAUAACAUUGCCAAUCAUAAAGUUAAGUUUCUUGGGGAUACAGCAACUUUCUCGUCCUGUUAUCAAAUUGAUACGUUUGGAGGCAAAACAAAGCAAAACCUUUCGAAAUUACAUUUGUGUGCCAGCUGCUCAAUGUUAUCACUGGUGCGAAGUUAGGCUAAAGAUGUUGCUAUUAAAUUUAGGCAGACCGGCUAAGGUCGAGCCACUUAACGAGGCAAUGGCCGUUGAAUUGGGCACUGAGGUAUUAGGCGAGUUGAUAGUAUUUUUUGUAGCUGCCACCGGUGUAAUUAUUGAGACACGAAGACAAGCGAAUAAAAGGAAUCUUGUAGCGAAGAGUAUAAAUGUGCAUCACAAAGAAAUAAUAGAAGCGUUGAAAGUAUUAGAGUAUCGACAGGAGCGACAAAAAGUCUAUCUACAAGAGCUUACCCGAGUUUUAACAGAAUUAGGUGAGAUUAUAUCGAUGGUCCCUUGCAAUCACCACACAACUCAAAAUUCAAAAAUAAAACCUUACUAA
Messenger RNA from Rhagoletis zephyria (snowberry fruit fly), 522 nucleotides. Its product is annotated as putative OPA3-like protein CG13603. Gene Ontology annotation, cellular component: mitochondrion. NCBI's taxonomy places the organism in Eukaryota, Metazoa, Arthropoda, Insecta, Diptera, Tephritidae. Gene Ontology annotation, biological process: regulation of lipid metabolic process. The record is from RefSeq and is a predicted model, not a curated record.